Messenger RNA from Osmerus eperlanus (European smelt), 1716 nucleotides. RefSeq lists its product as uncharacterized. Gene Ontology annotation, biological process: carbohydrate metabolic process. Gene Ontology annotation, molecular function: xylose isomerase activity. The record is from RefSeq and is a predicted model, not a curated record. Lineage: Eukaryota; Metazoa; Chordata; Actinopteri; Osmeriformes; Osmeridae. The transcript has 14 exons. Bases 223 to 1542 code for a protein of 439 amino acids.
AGUAAUUAACAACAAUGUUUAGGAUGUAGACCUACCGCAAACCAAGGAUGUCGCAUUGAUAAAGAUUAACAUGUUUUACUUUACUUAAAACAACGUCGACCUCCAUAUAUUCCAACGAGGCGCUGUCGCCCUCUACCGUUCGACAAAUCCCAUGAAGCUCGUGUAGCGUUCCUGUCCAUAAACAGAGGUUUGAGGAUUCUCAGUCUGACUGAGAAGUUUCAGAUGGCAACCGAGAUUGAAUUCUUUGCUGGUAUUCCGAAGAUUCCAUAUGUUCCGAAAGCAGGGCCACGAGACGUCUUGUGCUUCAAGCACUACAGUGCAGAAGAGGUGCUGCUGGGAAGGAAGAUGGAGGACUGGCUGAGAUUCUCUGUCUGUUACUGGCAUUCCUUCUGUGGAACUGGUGCUGACCCGUUUGGGUUCCCCACCCUCCAGAGAUCCUGGAAUGAGGGAACCCCCAUGGAGGCAGCCAGGAAGAGGCUCCAUGCUGCUUUUGAGUUCUUCACCAAAUUGGGUGUCAAGUACUACACAUUUCAUGACAGGGACAUGGCUCCAGAGGGCAGCAGCCUGGAGGAGUCCAACAGAAACCUGGAUGAGAUGACGGACCUAGCCUUGCAGCUUCAGAACAGGACCGGGGUCAAGGUCCUCUGGGUCACUUGUAACCUGUUUGCCCACCCAAGGUACAUGAAUGGUGCAGCCACCAACCCUGACAGUCAUGUGCUAGCCUACGCCGGGGCCCAGGUGAAGAAAGGACUGGAUGUAGCUAAGAAGCUGGGGGCAGAUAACUUUGUGUUCUGGGGAGGCCGGGAGGGCUUUCUGUCCAUACACAACACUGAUGUGGCAGCUGAACUCAAACACAUGGCCAAUUUCUUCAAAAUGGCUGUCAAGUACAAAGAAAAGAUUGGCUUGAAGUGUCAGUUUCUGAUUGAGCCCAAACCCAAAGAGCCCUGCAAACAUCAGUAUGACUAUGAUGCCAUGAGUGUCAUUGGCUUCCUGAAGCACUUUGGUUUGGACAGCCACUUUAAGCUAAACAUCGAGCCCAACCACACCACUCUUGCUGGCCACUCCUAUGAACACGAUGUUGUGAUGGCCUCCGUGUUUGGUAUGCUGGGUUCUGUUGACUCUAACACGGGUUCUCCUGACCUGGGCUGGGACACAGACCAGUUCCCCAUGGACAUCAGAAACACCACCAUGGUCAUGAAGACGGUUAUAGAGCAGGGUGGAUUGCAGCCUGGAGGACUGAACUUUGAUGCCAAGGUGCGUCGGGAAUCUACAGACCUGGAUGACCUGUUUAUCUCCCACAUUGGUGCGAUGGACGCCUUCGCCCGCGGCCUGAGGAACGCUGUCCGCAUCAUAGAGGAAGGAGUGGUCAACAACAUGGUCAAGGAACGCUACAUGAGCUUCAGUCAUGGGAUUGGUCAGAAGGUGGAGGACGGCAGCGCCUCAUUGGAGGAUUUGGAGGACUUUGUCAAGAAGAAUGGAGAGCCUAACGUCACGUCAGGGAAACAGGAGAAAUAUGAAACCAUCUUCAAUCACUACCUGUAAAUACAUCUAGUAUAGCUACUGGUUAUACAUGGGAAAACUUUUUUCCUCCCAAUGUUAGUCCAUCACUUUUAUAUUCUUAGUUGUUUCUAGAGACAUGUUGAUGGAAGCCUUUUGUAAACUCAUAAUGUAAUGACUACAUGAACAAAUAAUAAAUGUGCAAGUAAACAAAUACAU